AGGCGUGACAAGUGGAAGCCAAACACGCACUCGCGAAUCUGCCAGGUGCAUUCCGACGAAGAUCAAUUCGAGAGAGGCCGGCAGGAUGGAAAAAAAUUUUUAAAGUCAUCUGCCAUUCCAACAUUGUUCCCGCACUCGAAGCAGAAAAAAGAGCGCAAGCCACCAAAACCAAGAGAGCCAUUGCCACCCAAGAGUCAUGUCCGAGCUAAAGACACAGAAGCGUCUAUCUCCUUGCUGACUUGCCCUGAGGUCUCGGCUCCACUCACCGACAGCACGCAAGAAGAACAGCAGGACGACUGCCAUCACCAAUAUAGCGAUCCACGCUUGCUGGGAGCUUCGUCUGCAGUGAACGGUGUUGCACGAGAUACGGCUGUAUUCAGUGGUCAUCUUCCUUGCACACCGCAGCUCGUGCUACCCAACAACAGUAUGGAGAUCGAAGACUCACAAGCAUCCCUCUCCUCGCUGAUUUGCCCCGCUGUGUCGGCUCCACUCAUCGACAGCACGCAAGAAGACCAGCAGGACGACUGCCAUGACCAAAAUGGUAAUCCACGCUUGCUGGGAGCUACGUCUGCAGUGAACGGUGUUGCACGAGAUACGUGGAAUUCGCCAUCAGGUUUUGCGUGA
Molecule: messenger RNA, 624 nt
Organism: Ixodes scapularis (black-legged tick)
Lineage: Eukaryota; Metazoa; Arthropoda; Arachnida; Ixodida; Ixodidae
Exons: 7
Source: RefSeq, a predicted model, not a curated record